Messenger RNA from Rhinichthys klamathensis goyatoka, 534 nucleotides. Its product is annotated as zinc finger protein 239-like. The transcript has 2 exons. Lineage: Eukaryota; Metazoa; Chordata; Actinopteri; Cypriniformes; Leuciscidae. Gene Ontology annotation, biological process: regulation of transcription by RNA polymerase II. Bases 1 to 534 code for a protein of 177 amino acids. Gene Ontology annotation, molecular function: RNA polymerase II transcription regulatory region sequence-specific DNA binding; DNA-binding transcription factor activity, RNA polymerase II-specific. The record is from RefSeq and is a predicted model, not a curated record. Gene Ontology annotation, cellular component: nucleus.
AUGAGGAUCCACACCGGAGAGAAGCCAUUCUCAUGUGAUCAGUGUGGGAAGAGUUUCAGUCAAUCAUCAUCCCUUAAUGUUCACAUGAGGAUCCACACCGGAGAAAAGCUGUUCACAUGUGAUCAGUGCGGCAAAACAUUUCUUAGGUCAUCACACCUGAAGACACACCUGAGAGUUCAUACGAAGGAGAAGCCACAUUCAUGUUCUGUGUGUGGAAAGAGUUUUUCACAGCGGCAACAUUUACAUGCACAUGAGAGAACUCACACUGGUGUGAGAGAGUACAUGUGCUUUGAGUAUCUGAAAAAACAUGAGAGGAUCCACACUAGAGAAAAACCUUACAAGUGUUCACACUGUGACAAGAGAUUCAGUCAGUCAUCAUCUCUGAGAACACAUGAGAGGAUCCACACUGGAGAGAAGCCGCACACGUGUGAUCAGUGCGGGACGAGUUUCUCUUUAAAAACUCACCUGAAGCUACACAUGAAGAUCCAUACACAGGGUUUCCGCGGGGCAUUAAAAAGCAUUAAAAGUCCUUAA